Hypoxylon fragiforme is the source of this 1350-nucleotide messenger RNA. RefSeq names its product Rtt106-domain-containing protein. The coding region runs from base 1 to 1350 and encodes 449 amino acids. Gene Ontology annotation, molecular function: histone binding; nucleosome binding. The transcript is spliced from 3 exons. The record is from RefSeq and is a predicted model, not a curated record. Lineage: Eukaryota; Fungi; Ascomycota; Sordariomycetes; Xylariales; Hypoxylaceae.
AUGGCUGGUGAAUUGGAUAUUCAGAGACUUGACUCUGUAUUCAAAUCGCGACCAGAUAUUAUAGCAGAUAUCCGUAAGGCUGCAGACUCUCCAUCACGAGUCAAGCUUUUCAAUAAUAUUGCAAACUUCGUUUACGAGCAGAUUGGCGACCAGCUAUCUGGAUCAUCGCUUAAGCGCCGCCGAGUCGACAUCGAACCAUCCCAAAAUGGACAUACACCAAACACUACUGCUCCCGUCACAGACACGAUUGAGGAUGUAUCUGCCGAGAAUGUUCUGUUGGAGAUAAAAGAAAUAUCUGUCUCCAUUCCGCAGAGGAAGAAGUUCGAGCUUUGCUUCACCCCCAAACACCUAUAUGCCCGGGCUCCGGGCAAAACAGCCCCUAUUCCUAAUAUAGUCUACGCGUGGAAGGAUAUUGAGUACGCCUUCUACCUCCCCGUGCCUGAAAAGGCCCAGGUUCAACAUAACUACGUUUUAUUUCCCCGGAAUUCCUUCUCCUUAUCUAAAGCAAGCACGCCUACCGAAGAACCGUUAUUAUUCACAGUAUCAGCCGCUGCACCCAAACCAGGCACUAUUGGAGGACCGAACGCUGGUGCCGCAUCUGCCGUCUCGGAUUCUUUUGGCACCCUCUUCCAUUGGGCCUUGAGCAAGUGCCUUAAGGCCGCCGGAAACAGUGUACAAAUAGUUUCAGCGGAUCCUGCGAAGUUCCAAAGCAAAGUCAGACAACCACAACGCCCGAAGGAACCUGCUGUUCACGUGAAUGCAUUCAGGGGGUCGAAGGACGGGUACCUAUUUUUCCUCGAAACCGGCAUCCUGUGGGGCUUCAAGAAACCGUUACUGUUCAUACCCCGGGAUAAGAUUGCUGCUAUUAGCUUUACGAAUAUCUUACAAAGGACUUUCAAUAUGGUAGUGGAAGUAUUCACUGGCGACGGUGAUGAUGAGGCCACUGAAGAGAUUGAGUUCUCAAUGCUCGACCAAGCAGACUUUGGCGGCAUCAACGAGGACUACGUCGCCCGGCACGGGCUUCAGGACCGGAGCAUGGCAGAUCAACGCAAGGCGAAGAGACAACUAGCAGAAAACGCGAAAAGAAAGAAGGGGGCUGAGGGUACAGCGGAGGACGUUAGUGGACAUGCCGAAGAAGAUGAUGGCAUGACGGAGUUAGAGAGAGCCCAAAUGGAGGCCGAGCAACAGUUACAGGAUGAUGAAGAUGAGGAUGAGGAAGAUUACGACCCCGGAUCCGAGGGCGAGAGUGAGGGCUCAGGUACCAGCUCUGAAGAAGAUGAAGAUGCGGAUGGGGCAGAAGGUGAAGAGAUGGACGAUGAUGAUGAUGACGAGGUUGGAGAGGAUGAUUGA